AUGAACAUUUUUUUAUCUGGUAAUGACUUACAAAAGCAUCUACGAGCACAAUGUUAUUCCGACCAGAUUCGAAAGCAAAUAUUCGAAUCGACUGCUCAUGUAAAAAAUCCAAAACAUCAAUUAGCAAUUCAAGUUAUAUUGUGGCAAAAUAAAAUAUUUUUUGAUCCUUCGUCGUCAAUUAUUAAUAUUCCUCCACAAUUGGCAAUUAGAACUGGUGAUCAUCCACCUAUCUAUUCAAAACAAUAUCCAGCUUCAUACAAAGAUCAAGACAUUAAAUUUCAAGAAACACAAAAAUUAUUAGAACGUGGUCAAAUUGAAGAAUCAACUUCUCCAUGGUCAUCACCGAUCGUUCUUGUUAAGAAAAAAGACAAAACCAUGCGAUUUUGCAUUGAUUACCGUUGGUUAAAUGCUAUUAUAAUUAAAGAUGCAUUUCCAUUUCCUCGAAUUGAUGAAAUAUUUGAUCAAUUAUCCGAUGCAAUGUAUUAUACAAAAUUUGAUUUUAAAUCUGGAUAUUUCCAGAUUCCUCUAUCUAAAGAGGACCGACCGAACACGGCUUUCUCUACGUGA
Molecule: messenger RNA, 567 nt
Organism: Rotaria sordida
Lineage: Eukaryota; Metazoa; Rotifera; Eurotatoria; Philodinida; Philodinidae
Source: the annotation of a GenBank genome assembly